Molecule: messenger RNA, 2007 nt
Organism: Gordionus sp. m RMFG-2023
Lineage: Eukaryota; Metazoa; Nematomorpha; Gordioida; Chordodea; Parachordodidae
Product: homeobox protein Wariai-like
Exons: 5
Coding region: 156-1541 (461 amino acids)
Biological process (GO): intracellular signal transduction
Cellular component (GO): nucleus; cytoplasm
Molecular function (GO): protein binding
Source: RefSeq, a predicted model, not a curated record
UAGAUAAUCCCAAAAAAAUUUAUCCUACCCCCAUUAAAGCAGCCUAUCCCCUACCCCCCUUAAAAAAUAGGAUGCGAAUUGUUCCUACCCCUCCCGCUCAUAUAGACGCUGGCCUUCAUUCAUAGAAUUUAAGUUCGCUCACUUUGGGCUGGUCUAUGACCAACGUGCUAAAUAAGAUAAGAUAUUUUAUACAUCUAUUCAUUAUGGGCAGUCAAUCUUCAACAAUACCCAAUGUUGAAGAAGAUGCAAUGAUGCCUUUAGAAGUUUUUAAUUUACAUAUUGCUGUUAUGCAAAAUGAUCCUAAAACUGUUAGAAAUCUUGGGAAUUUAGGCGUGAAUCUAAAUUCUACUUGGAAGAAUCAUAAAUAUCCCAGUGUUAAAGAUGGUACCACAGCUCUCUGUCAAGCUAUAUCAUUAAAUCAUAAACUCGUUGUUAAUGCACUUUUAAAUUUAGAUGUUGAUAUAAAUAAAUGUGAUUCCUUUGGUUAUACACCUUUGCACAAAGCUUCAUACCAUUCUCGUUAUGAUUUAGCUACAAUUCUUAUUAACAAAGGUGCUAAUGUCCAUUGCAAAGAUCUUGAAGGUGAUACACCAUUACAUAUUUGUUGCAAAGUUGGAAUAAUUCAUCCUACAAUAAAUUUAACAAAAAUGGCUUCACUAUUUAUAGAAUCGAGGGGUGGUAUAAUUUUACUCAACGAUAAGAACAAAAAGGGUAAAACGCCACUUCAUCUAGCUGCAGAAUGGGGUCUACCUCACUUAGUUGAAUUAUUAAUCCAAUCAGGUAGCAGAAUUGACGCCCUCGACGUUUCAUAUCGUACUCCCCUGCAUUGUUGCGCAGACACACUGCUCCAUUAUAAUUCGCUAAGUAGUCGAAAAUUGAAUUUAUUGGCCUUCGCGAAUUGCGUCAAAAUCUUUCUUAUCAAAGGAUGUGACCCUCUCAAUUUGAGCCAAAUGUUUUUUUCCCAUCAAAGCAAUUCGCCUCUCUUUUUUCAAAAGCCGAUAUUUUACAGGCCUAGUUGCAGUACCGACUCUAACGGAUAUCUGGGAGACAUGAUCGAUUCCAACAGUUAUGGAUCAUCAUCGUAUUUUAAUAAUAAUAUAGCGAAUGUGGAUGGAAACGUUGAUCUAAAUAUGUCCGAUGAAUCGGAAACGAUUCGAAGCCACAAUACUUUUUUGAAUUCUAUCCUGCAACCUACUCAACAUUCGAACGUUCCUCUUCCCAUGUCUUGCAUUCGAUCAUUCAUAGAAGGCCAUUUAAAACGUAGUUUUAAAAGCUCUCAUUCUAAUUUAAAUAACUUUAUUGGGAUAAAUGCUAUCAAAAAAUCUCACAUGUUGAACCCUCCUUUGGCUCAUCUGAUGAUGAACGAUCCUGAAUUGUGGGAAGUAUUAAGUCGGCACGUACCUCCUUCCCUUAGACAUUCUUGCCGGGUUCUUAUAAGAUCGAGAGUUAAUAUGACUCAGGAUAAAUUUAUUAUAGCUGUUAAUAAAUAUUUUAAAAUACCCACAACUUUGAAGGAAUAUUUAUUGCGAGUUCCGAUAUAAUGUUUUUUAUUAUUAAAUAUAUAUAUAUAUAUGAUUUUGGUUAACCCCUCAUUUACCGUUAGUGCGAAUUUGCAUACUUUGCCACGAAUUUGCGCUAACUGUGAAUGCAGGGUAAUGGGUUGGUGCAAAUGCGAAUUAUUUACAAUGUUAUUGAAAUGAUAAGAUUUUUAUAAUUUAUCAUAAAAAUAUGUAAAAAAAUGUAUUUUAUGUUUGCAAUAAUUUAUUAGAGUAUAAAUAAUAAUUUAUUUAUAAAUAAAAUAUGUAUGAAUUAUUUUUAUAAUCUUUUUUUUAAAUGAUAACAUUUAUACAAUAACUUUUGUGUUGGAGUGCCUUUCAACAAAACUUGGCGGCUUAAAAAUUAAGACCCAUUUUUGAGAUAAAUUUUGAUUGGAAUUAUAUAUUUAUUGCAUUGCAAAUAUUACAAAACCGAUUUUAAUUUCAAAAAAAUAAAUUAAUUACGAAAAUA